AAGAAGCAGUUAAAGCACUGAAGGAUUAUUUUAGAGCAUACAGUAGGCCAAAGUGCAUCGUAUCCGAUAGAGGCAGUUGUUUCACUUCUACCGAAUUCGAAGAUUUUUUGGAUGAAUAUAAUAUUAAACACGUGAAAAUUGCCACAGGUUCGCCACAGGCAAACGGCCAAGUAGAACGAAUAAACAGGAGCAUUGGGCCAAUGAUAGCAAAGCUUUCGGAACCAGAAAAGGGAAUUCAUUGGGAUUCGGUGAUAGAGACGGUGGAAUAUGCACUAAACAACACAGUAAAUCGAAGCAUAAAACAAGCUCCUAGCAAAAUGUUGUUCGGAAUAAGUCAAAAGGGUAACAUUAAAGACGAGCUUAGAGAAAAACUUGAAGAGAUAGAUACAGUAACUGACAAGAGAGAUUUAAAACUCAUUAGAAGUGAAGCAAAGGAGGUGCAAAGAAGGGCACAAAAUUACAAUGAAACAUAUUACAACAAAAGUAAGACAGAAGGUAAAAAAUACAAAAAAGGGGACUAUGUGAUGGUAAAAAAUUUUGACGCAACAGUAGGAGCUGCGAGGAAACUGAUUCCAAAAAACAAAGGGCCAUAUGUGAUUGCGAAAGUUAUGCGAAAUGAUAGAUUCCUAAUUAAAGACGUAGAAAAUUUCCAAGUUUCACGAAAUCCUUACAAGGGCGUUUGGAGUAUACAAAACAUAAGACCAUGGCUUGGAAAUAAAUAUAAAAGAAAGAAAUAAAUAAUAAGUAAAAACUAUAUACUAUUAAGUAACUGUACAGUUAAUAAACAAAAUAAUAGCAAAUGUAUUAAAUAAGAUUUAAUUAUAUGUAUAUAGACUUAAGACUAAAAAAUAAUUGUUCUUUGUAAAGUCAAGAUCAGGAGAUCUAGUUCGCAGGAUGGCCGAGUUGUAGUAGGACGUGUGCCUACAUACACAUACACAUGUACAUAUUAACUUAACGCUCUCUCGGCUAUCCAAACAUCCGAACUCUCUCUCUCGGUAUUGGCUCUCUUUAUCGAUUUCACAUUCUAUGUUAUACAGAAUUGAGCUACGCGGUCAGUCUUGAUCGAGCAGCGAAAUAAAUCGGACGUUUAGACUGCAUUGAGAUUGUUUUAUUGUGUGCGCGAGACUACCACAAUAUUCUUGAUCAGCGUCAACAGCCGAGACGAUCUAACCAUGUCCGUCUGUCCGUCUGUGUGUCUGUGUGUCUGUCCGUCCGUCCGUAUGAAUACCUAGAUCUCAGAGACUAUAAGAGAUAGAGCUAUAAUUUUUUUCGACAGCAUUUGUUAUGUUUGCACGCAGAUCAAGUUUGUUUCAAAUUUUUGCCACGCCCACUUCCGCCCCGCAAAUCAAAAAAAUCGAAUAACAAGCGUAAAGCUAGAGUUGCGAAUUUUGGUAUAUACAAUAAUUACUAUAGUUAUUAUGAUUCCUGAUUUGGUUGCGAUCAGAUAGAAAUUGUCGAAAUUAUUAAAGAAAUACUUUUGUAUGGGCAAAACGCCUACUUACUAGGGGUCUUAGUUGCUUUGGCUGACAAUCUGGUAUAAUACGCAAAAUACAUUUCUUUUAUUCAAAAUGGGUUGCGGGUAUCUCAAAGUCGAGUACACUCGACUGUAGCUUUCUUACUUGUUUUCUUUUGGUUUUAUGUUUUUAUUUUAAAUUUUGAAUCCACUUCGUAUUUUCUGCUACCAUUAUCAAGAAUUAUAGUUGACACUGUCAGUUCUCUCGGUUCGAAUAGAGACUCAAUUUGCUAUCACCUUCUCUCCCACUAUGAAUUUUUAAUCUGAACCCACAUCCGUUCUACACGUACUAGCUGCUAAAUCUGCCAGCAACUCAAUGCUUUUAGUUUCAAAUUCAUCAUUUUCGCGUACAGUCGAAGCUUUCAAAAUGGGCACAAUAAAAAUUAAAUCAGUCUUCUUACUAACAGUUUUUAAAAUGUUUUUGGUGGCCACAGCUAUUGGUGAGAAGACAUGUGAAUUCGAUCAAAAAAUGGAAGAACAGUGCCGCAUUCAAAGUUAUAAAACUAUGGAACCUUUGCUUGACUAUUUUAGACAGGUUAGAAAUGGGUUACAAUACAAAGAGAUUAGGGAAAAUAAGUUAAAUGAGUUAAAUGAAUUAAAUUCUGAUCUUAUGGAAAAGUAUCACGAAAUUGUAAAAAUUCAUGACAAAUUCAUGAAGGAGGCAGCUCUAUUAGAUGAGUAUAAACACAAAGUACUUAAAGGGGAAAACGAUUUGCAAUCGUGUCAAAUUAAAGUUGAUAAAUUAGAAUCUGAGAUUAAUUCAAAACAAAAUAUUAUUAAAUUAGAAGGACAAUUAUCAGAUCAAUCCCCCAACUUAGAAAAUUGUCAAGUUCAAUUAAAAUAUUUCAAUUCUAGGUUAAUUGAGAAAGAUGAAAUUAUAAAGAGAUUUAGUGAGGAUAUUCAAAAUAACACAGAACAUCAGAAAUCACUUGAGUUGAAAUUAGAGAAGAGUAAAUCUGAAUUAAUAAAGCAAGAGAUAGAUAUUCAGUUAUGCCGAUCUGAAAUUGAUACAUUGAGCAUGACAUCAGAAAAUAUCAGAGAAGAGCAGAAAAUAAUUGAAUCGCAAUUAAAAGAUAAUCAAAGAAAGCUAAUUGAUAAGGUUAUAGAAAAUCAGUUAUGUCAAUCUGAAAUUGAAAUAUUAAGUCCCACAACUUGCAUCCCUUUUGGAGAAAAUUCAGGAGUUCAUCGACUCAAUGUUUCUGGUGUAGGUUUAUUCGAUGUUUUGUGCGAUAGUCAGUUAGCUGGACCUGGAUGGAUUGUAAUACAACAACGAGUUGGGGGAAAUGAGAGCUUCAAUAGGGAUUGGGCAACGUAUCGCAAAGGUUUCGGUGCAAUGGAUAGUGACUUCUUCCUUGGACUAGAGAAAAUACAUCGUAUCACAAGUUUGGAGCGUCACGAACUUUAUAUACAUUUGGUUGCUGUGAAUGGAAGUACCUACAACGCUCGAUAUGACGACUUCAAAAUAUCUGAUGAGGACAAUGGAUACGCAUUGAGUUUGGGUAACUUCAAUGGAACUAUUGUUCGGGAUGCGAUGAGAGAAGGCGAAAACAUGAAAUUCACAACAUUCGAUAGCGACAACGACAUUGGUGAUGGUAAUUGCGCAGAUACAUACAAUGGCUGGUGGCACACGGAUUGUUAUUAUUGUAAUUUAAAUGCACCAUAUGGGCCGGAUCUUGUUUGGUACUUAGAAAAUAAAUUGAAGGAAGCCAAGAUGCUAAUUCGCCCCAUUGAGGCGAUGAAGAAGUGAUGAACUGAAGAGCUGAAAUUCCGAUAUUUGACUCAAUUAUGUAAUCAUUUAUAUAUAAUUGGUGCAUUAGAAAACCAUAAAACGAUCGACAAUUUAAUGCAGCGAUUUAUUUUCUUAAUUAAAAUUGAUCGUGUUUUAGUAUAUUUUAUGUUUUGAUGUAGCAAAUUGUAGUAAGUCUCUAAAUGCUUUCAAUAGAGCU
This is a messenger RNA of Drosophila nasuta, 3459 nucleotides long. Its product is annotated as angiopoietin-related protein 7-like. The record is from RefSeq and is a predicted model, not a curated record. The coding region runs from base 1830 to 3260 and encodes 476 amino acids. Lineage: Eukaryota; Metazoa; Arthropoda; Insecta; Diptera; Drosophilidae. The transcript is spliced from 3 exons.